AUGUCGUUCUUCUUCGGUCGGAGACAUUCGGUCUCCGGAGCGCCGCCGGCUCACGACGAUGCGAUGCCGACUACGCUUCGGAGAAGGAAUUCGCAACCGCAUGUGCGACCGCAUGGCACGGAGCCUCGUGGCCAGGGGAUGCUUCAUGAGCUGUUUCGGAGACAUCCGGAUGAGGAGACUACGCAACCUGCUGCUUCUGCUCCUAUCACCGUGGCAAGGGUCGAAUCACACUCCAGCGACAAACCCACCCCUACCGCGAAGUCGCCGAGCAAAUCGUCAGAGCAAGACGGUCGGAAAUCCGACGAAACGAAAGGCACCGAAACCGCAACGAAACCGCAGCAUGAGAAACCCAGCAAGGCGCCAUCUGCAGAGGCCAAUCUGGCGAAAGAAGAUACCGAGUUUCUUUUCUCGGGUGCGCCCGUGUUUCUACUCGACAAGGGAAGACAUGCACACUGGUAUCUGCAGGUGAUAUUCCCGCUUGAUGACCACGACCCAUUUAUCCAGAACUUGUGGGAUAGGAGGCCGCUGGCCCACGCCUCGUUCACGUUAUGUACGCUCCAUGCCCAUUUACCGCUUCCCGAUGGGUGGGUCAUUCAAGGAGAUAAUACUCCCGUUCGUCUAGAAUGUUGGAAACGGACCGCGGCGCCGAAGAGGGCGAGUUUCGAUGUUGGGAUUUAUGAAACGCCCAAUAUGCUUUCAAUGUACGGAAGGGAACCGGGAACGAUAGGCUCGUGUCAUUUCCUCGAGCUUCCCAUCUGCGAUGCGGUCCGUUAUGUCGGACCGGAAAUCCCGAGACCGAUGGCUGGAUAUAUGAACCUCUCGUCCCUACCGGCUACGGCAGCCUAUGAACUGAUGGAACACUACCAGGACGCGUACUCGCAGUGCGAAGACGGCACCGUACAUGACCGGAAAGAACUUCUUUGCGAGGGCCCGUUGGCCUGGCGGCGAAUCGGCGUUCGAGACAUUGAUCUGAAAACAUUGGUGGAGCGUCUGCGAGAACUGGCCGAUAUCCGAGAUGAGAUACUGCACGGAACAAAGGCAACAUCGAUUACGGACCGGGAGUCGGUGCACGAGCUGUCGAGAGAGCUGUUCACCAAAUUUCUCUACCCCCUACCCCAUUUCAUGCUGCAAGCGAUCAACGAUCCGCACGGGAUCAAAGCGCAGAUCAAGGCCCUCACGGUUGCGCUGGCCACGCCGGGGGCCUGGGCCAACUUCAGUCUGCCGGAAUGGCGAUUACGGGCCGGACAACUGCUCUGGGAAGGAGCUCCUCAUGCGGAUGGUGAUUUCCUAGAUUCCAGCACCAGCCAUAAGCCGUGGGUUCACCCGACGUUGGAACGCAAAUGGUACUUGGUUCAGAUGCUCCUUGCAGGGGAAUUACUUCUGCGUCUAGAUGCGACGGUGCGGCUGGGGAUUCUGGGCCAUUCGUAUGAACUUCGCCCGUCUCCUAGAGAUAUGUUGGACUUCGAUAAGACGCGAAACGGCAAGGUCGAUUGGGACAUCGUUGUCGUGCGACGCCUCAUGGAUAGCUUCACCAUCAGCUAUAAGGCAGAUGAGCCGGCAGUGGCGUCGGACGGGAAAGUCUCAACUCCAUCGUCACCAACUCACGAGCACGGCGGACGACAUCAUCAUCGUUUGUUCGAGAGAUUCAUGCACAGGUCAACAUCCCCUCCAGCAGGGCCCGUCGAAUCUUCCUGGAACUGCAAGCUCACUCCAUCCCAUGUCCACCUGCAAUUGCAGGGACUGUUUGUCUUUGCCGACAACAUCGGUUGGCCCGGCAUGAAUGCCGUAAAGGCGCAGCUUCAGUCCAAGGUCGGAGAUGACCCAACUAAUCAACAACUAGCAGAUGCAUACAACACCCCCACUCACAAUGUAGUACCUGAAGGCGUUGAGCUUGGCUCCAAGAUAGAUGAGAUGUACAGCCGGAGCCCGUUUCGGCGACGAUUACUGCUGCACUGCUCCCAAGAUUCCGGGGAUCUCGGUGGCUGGAUCACGAGAAGCUGGCUGUCCGGCUUCGUCAUGCCCGGCGAGAUGACCAACCACUUACUGAUGGCUACAAUGUUGGAGAACGACCCGGAUGCGUUGGCUCAUCUCGGACCGGUUAUCAACCUUUACGGCGGGCUCUCGUACUCCGGUCGAAGCUGGUGGAGCAAAGAAUGCAUCGUCGGCCGAGUGCUGGCUAGCUUGGAAGGCACCAAAGAAUCCAUGGGAUGGAUCGGCAGCUCCGUUCUCCCCAAGGACUCCCACACGUCAGAAGAUAUCCACAGCAGCUGGUUCGAGGUCGUCGUGAAGCCUGCACCGCAGGUCCCCGGCAAGCCGCGCAUCAAGCAGGGCCCAAAGCUGACCCACGACUCCAACCCUCUUCCCAUGCGAAAUACGCCGUGUGGUGCCUUCUCCCUGCCAACAGACGGUCCGGUCGACGGAGUCAAGAUAAGUUUUGAGGGGCUGAGUCUCUCCAGCCACGAUGCGCAACCCCUGCAGGGCAAGCCACAUCUGGUGGCCCACAAGUCCUACGUGGCCUUUACUCUAACCUCCGACAACAUCAAACCUCCUCGAACGCUCUCCAUCCCACUGACAUACAACGUGCAGUUCGUCGCAUCGCAUGAAUGUCGACCUCCGGGGGGUCUCAUAUCGAUUCAAAACACACCCUCGGGAUCCGGGGGAACUGACAACAGCUCCUCAUCGGUUUCGUCCAGUGGUACAUCGCAUAAACAUAACCGUCUGCCAGGCCAUCCACUCUACCGCACAUACGCAUACAAAGUGCUGUCCCUCGACGCCUUACCCGAACCAGCCGCUACCGAGACGACAUCCCUGGACCGCAACGUGGGAGGAGCGAGUCACAGCCUGCCCGAGGUACUGGUGUUGGAUGCGCGCGGCUCUCGCGACAAAGAAACCUUCGCCAGGGCAUGGUGCGCAUCGGCCGGAUACAAUGCCAUCGUUGGUAGGGUAGGUCGGACAUGCCUAGCGUGUUGCAUCCGCGAAGCCUACGCUAUUAGCGUCAAAACGGUGAUUCGCAUGGGCGAGGGUCAUCCCAGCCGAACGCCAUCUGUCCAGACAGUCUCUGUGUAA
Aspergillus affinis is the source of this 3066-nucleotide messenger RNA. RefSeq lists its product as uncharacterized. The transcript is spliced from 2 exons. The record is from RefSeq and is a predicted model, not a curated record. Lineage: Eukaryota; Fungi; Ascomycota; Eurotiomycetes; Eurotiales; Aspergillaceae. Bases 1 to 3066 code for a protein of 1021 amino acids.